Molecule: messenger RNA, 3153 nt
Organism: Nelumbo nucifera (sacred lotus)
Lineage: Eukaryota; Viridiplantae; Streptophyta; Magnoliopsida; Proteales; Nelumbonaceae
Product: putative UDP-glucuronate:xylan alpha-glucuronosyltransferase 3
Molecular function (GO): glycosyltransferase activity
Source: RefSeq, a predicted model, not a curated record
CUGUGCUGAGCUGCAUGAAAAUUUUCUGACACUCAACCCUCUUUCUUUGUGCCAUUUUAUUACAUUUAUUUAUUGCUCCGAAGAUUACUCCAAAUGCAUAAUCUCCGACUCGAGCACAACGUGAAAGAAAUGGGAAGAAUAUAGGAAAAGGGAGAGAGAUUAGAGGUCUGUUCUUACAAGUGUCUGCAGCUUUUCUGUAUAUGGGUUUCUAAAAGAUCUCUUGUUUCUGGAGCUUGGGGAGUUGGGGUACCUCUGUUUUACUUCUUUUAGCUUAAUUCGACUUCAUCUGAUGUUCUGUUGACGGAUUAAUGUCUUUCUGGCAUCUGGGUCUUUAAAGUUAGUAGCUGGAUAAUAGUGAUUGAUCGGAUCUCUGUCUCUUCAUCUCUUCUGUAUUCUUCUUGUUUUCAGAGUCUAGUUUGCCUAAUUUCUUGUUUGCUUCUGUUUGUUGUUUCUUAUUCCAUUUCUAACCAUUUUCUUGAUUGUUUAUGCAGUUAUAUAAUUCCCCUUUGACUUAGUCUUUUAUGUGAUUAUUUCCUUGACUACUGUCGAGCAUCUUAGAUUUAAAUUUUAUCAGUCUUUUCUUUCUGUAUUUUUUUUACAACUGUUUUCCUUAGCAUUCGAUUUGACUUUUAACUACCACAUUAUUCUAUUUUUAUUCUUCCAUCUUCCCCUAAAUUUGAAAUUUCCUCUGUCCGAGCUUCCUUCAUGCACAAUCUGCAUACUUGCCCAUGUUUUAUGUUUUCUCAGCUUAUGUUUUUGUACAUUCUUUAGUUAGGCACGUUUUACAUUGCUUGUAGAUCAGAUGCUGCCUUCCCCUUCUGUAACUAAAUAAUGAUGAGAGGAGCUAUUGGUUCGUCUCAAAGUCCUAUGGAGGCUAGACACAGAUUGUCUGGAUCAGUGGAUGACACAAACAAAAGAAGAUUCCACAGAAGUAAGGAUUUUAAAGAUGUUGGGAAGCAUUUCCAGGCCCUCGUCCAAUAUAGGAAUCGAAAUUGCAAGUUCCUUUCAAUGAAACUUGUACUGGUUAUUAUUCUAUUUGGAACUUUUUUGACAUUCCUUCACUCUCCAGCAGUGUAUAAUGAGUACCAAUCAGACUAUGGAACUAGACCAAGUUUUGUAGAUAGAUGGAUAUGGGAGAGGCCUGUUGCAGAUGCACGUUAUGUGUCAUAUGUAGAUGUUGAUUGGGACCAGAUCAGAGAAACCAUUGCAAGACUGCCUGACAGCAAUAUACAUCAGAUAAUAGGUCUAUUGAAUUUCAAUGACACUGAAAUUGACCAGUGGAAACAGCUUUUACCACCAAGUGCUAAGCAUGCUGUGCUGCACCUGGAUUAUGUUGAUAAAAGUGUUACUUGGGAGUCCUUGUAUCCUGAAUGGAUAGAUGAGGAAGAAGAAUCUGAAGUGCCCAUUUGUCCAUCUCUACCUGAGCCUGAGGUUUCUAAAACGCCACGACUUGAUCUCAUUGCAGUAAAGCUUCCCUGUAAUAGAUCAGGGGAGUGGUCAAGAGAUGUUGCUCGGUUGCACUUGCAGCUUGCAGCAGCAAGGCUUGCUGCCUCUGCUAAAGGCUACCAUCCUGUACAUGUGCUCAUUUUGACCGACUGUUUCCCAAUUCCAAACCUUUUCAUUUGCAAAGAUCUUGUUAUACAUGAAGGGAAUGCAUGGCUCUACAAGCCCAAUUUAAGUGUGCUGAGAGAGAAGCUUGGGCUCCCAGUUGGAUCAUGUGAACUUGCAGUUCCACUCAAAGCAAAAGAGAGAGCAUACUCAGGAAAAUCUCAUCGGGAAGCAUAUGCAACGAUUCUGCAUUCAGCUCAUGUCUAUGUUUGUGGUGCCAUUGCUGCAGCCCAGAGUAUCCGCAUGGUUGGUUCUACAAGGGACCUAGUGAUUCUUGUGGAUGAGACAAUUAGUGAGUAUCACAGGGGUGGCCUUGAGGCAGCAGGAUGGAAAAUCCGCACAAUCCAGAGGAUCCGGAAUCCAAAAGCUGAACGGGAUGCAUACAAUGAAUGGAACUACAGCAAGUUUCGCCUCUGGCAGCUGACAGACUAUGACAAGAUUAUCUUCAUUGAUGCAGACCUGCUCAUCCUAAGGAACAUUGAUUUUCUGUUUGGGAUGCCAGAAAUUACUGCAACUGGAAACAAUGCCACCCUCUUCAAUUCUGGGGUGAUGGUAAUCGAGCCAUCAAACUGCACAUUUCAGCUCUUGAUGGAUCACAUCAAUGAGAUUGAGUCCUACAAUGGUGGGGACCAAGGAUACCUGAAUGAAGUUUUUACAUGGUGGCACCGCAUUCCUAAACACAUGAACUUCUUGAAGCACUUCUGGAUAGGUGACGAAGAAGAGAUAAAAGAGAUGAAAACCCGUCUCUUUGGGGCUGAUCCUCCGAUCCUUUAUGUCCUCCAUUAUCUGGGUCUAAAGCCAUGGCUAUGCUUCCGGGACUAUGACUGCAACUGGAAUGUGGACAUACUACAGGAGUUUGCAAGUGAUGUUGCACACAAGCAGUGGUGGAAGGUUCAUGAUGCAAUGCCAGAGAACUUGCAGAAGUUCUGCCUGUUGAGGUCCAAGCAGAAGGCAGCGUUAGAAUGGGACCGGAGACAAGCUGAGAAGGGCAACUACACGGAUGGACAUUGGAGGAUCAAUAUAACUGAUCACCGUUUGAAGACAUGCUUUGAGGAUUUCUGCUUCUGGGAGAGCAUGUUAUGGCACUGGGGUGAGACAAAUUGGACAGACAAUGCGACAGUUACCCCAACUACACCUACAGUCACCACAGCAUCUCUCUCUAGUUUGUAGAUUGUGGUAUGUCUCCAUAAUGCAUUACUUUUCCCUUCAUAGGUGAAACUUCAGUUACAGAUGCCCCAAGUUUAAUCAACAAAUGGGGCAUGCCAUAUGUCAUAUGAAUCUCCUCUUGUCAAUACCAAAUGCCUCUGGAUGAGGUAUUAAUUACCUAUUUUAUAGUCUAAAAUUUGUAGAAUUAAUCAUGUUCAAUUCUUCUGAGGUUGAUAAAUUGCCCCAAUUUAAUGGGAUUAGUAGGUUGAAAGCUUGAAUCUGAGGCAUUUUUCUUGCAUGUCUCCUAUUGUACAUUUCGCAUGGUUAUAUUUUCUUCCCCAAUCUUGAAAACAUGGAUGGACCUAGCAAUACAUUUUACCGAGCAUCAUCAUUUCUGAA